Molecule: messenger RNA, 840 nt
Organism: Miscanthus lutarioriparius
Lineage: Eukaryota; Viridiplantae; Streptophyta; Magnoliopsida; Poales; Poaceae
Source: the annotation of a GenBank genome assembly
AUGCGUAGCCUCCGCCUGCGCCUCGUCCCCCUCCUCGCGAUCGCCGCGGUCCUCUGCCUCCUCUCCUUGCCCUCCCGGCGGUCCCCGCCGCCGGAACCGCCGCUCCCCUGUGGCGCGGCGCCCUCGGACGCGACGGCGGGGCGGUGGGUGCCGACCCCGGAGCCCGUGCCGGCGCCGCUCUACACCGUGUCGUGCCCGUUCCACCGGGGCUCCUACAACUGCCUCCGCAACGGCCGCCCACCGCUGGCCCCGCUCUCCUGGGCGCCCGCGCGCUGCGGCGGCGCCGUCGUCCUGAGGAUCGACCCCGCGGCGUUCCUUGCCGCCGCCAGGGGACGCCGCGUCGGCCUCGUCGGGGACUCGCUGUCCGAGAACCUCGCCGUCGCGCUGCUCUGCGCGCUCCGCUCCGCCGACCCCGACGCGCGCAGGUGGAAGCGCCGCGGCGCCUGGCGCGGGUGGUACUUCCCCCGGGACGACGUCACCGUCGCCUUCCACCGCACCGUGCUGCUCGCCAAGUACACAUGGCAGCCAGUGGAGAACCCGGAGGAAAUUCAGAAGGAUGGGAUAAAAGGGAUUUACAGAGUGGAUGUGGACAUUCCUGAUGAUGAAUGGAUAAACGUCACCAAGUUCUAUGAUGUGCUAAUUUUCAACACCGGGCACUGGUGGGUGACAUACAAAUUCCCAAAAGAGACUCCCCUUGUUUUCUACAAAGAUGGAAAACCAAUCGAGCCUCCACUCAGCAUUCCUGACGGCCUGAAACUAGUCCUCAAAACCAUGGCGUCUUACAUCGACAGGGAGCCCCCCGAGCACGACGCUGAAGCUAUGGCGCACGCAGUCGCCUAG